This is a messenger RNA of Heterobasidion irregulare TC 32-1, 435 nucleotides long. RefSeq lists its product as uncharacterized. The record is from RefSeq and is a predicted model, not a curated record. Lineage: Eukaryota; Fungi; Basidiomycota; Agaricomycetes; Russulales; Bondarzewiaceae. Bases 1 to 435 code for a protein of 144 amino acids. The transcript has 3 exons.
AUGCUCAUCCGGGGACCACGAACGGGGGGCGCACACCCGACGCGCGCGGGCCCAGGCGCGCACCGCUUGUGCAGCGCGCUCGUCGCCGUCGCCGUCGCCGCCCCCGCGCGUGGGGCCGUCGCGGGCGGACUCGCGGUCGCGCGAUCGGAGCGAGUGCGAGAUGCGUCCCUGGCGCUCGUGUGCGCCGCGUCGUCGUUUGCGCGGGCGUGUGUGCUGGUGGUAGGCGCUGAAUACGAACUCCUCGGCCGCGUGCGUCGCACGAUUCACCCACGAGCGGGGCUCACACCUGCGCGCUUGCGAGCGCGAGCGCCCCACGCUCUGACCACGAUCACCGACGACGACGCCUUCCUCCUCCUCUACGCACGUGCCCUCCACGCCUCCCCCUCCGCCUCGCAUGCCAUCCUCUGCUCUGCGUCGUGGCCUCCGUCCCCGUAA